Anastrepha obliqua is the source of this 2505-nucleotide messenger RNA. Its product is annotated as limbic system-associated membrane protein. The transcript is spliced from 9 exons. The coding region runs from base 109 to 1533 and encodes 474 amino acids. Gene Ontology annotation, cellular component: axon; neuronal cell body; plasma membrane. Gene Ontology annotation, biological process: homophilic cell-cell adhesion; synapse organization. Gene Ontology annotation, molecular function: axon guidance receptor activity; protein binding. The record is from RefSeq and is a predicted model, not a curated record. NCBI's taxonomy places the organism in Eukaryota, Metazoa, Arthropoda, Insecta, Diptera, Tephritidae.
AGCUCAAAGAAAUUUUUGUAAGUUAUUAUUGAAACUGUUGUAUUUUUUGUGUCGAGCUAUUAAAAAUAUUAAUUAUAAUUAAGUGAAUUUUAAAAGCCUCAAGAAUCGAUGGAAUGCAUUUCAAGUAUGUGUCAGCGGUUUACUUGGACUAUGCUUUUUUUGCUAGCAAUUAUUUUUCACAUAAAAACAACUGUAUCCCAUUCUGAUGGAUACUUUACCAUGACAGAUCAUGAUUCGCCCACGGUUUCGCCGAAAUUUUUAUCGCGUGGACAUUUAUAUAAAGUAAUCGUAGGCGAAACCAUAGAAUUACCAUGUAAAGUUCAAAACCUGGGAUCAUUUGUUCUAUUAUGGCGAAAAGGCUCUUCAGUUUUAACUGCUGGCCACUUGAAAAUCACCAGAGAUCAAAGAUUUAAAAUUGUUGGAGACUACAAUUUACAAAUAACAAGCGUUAAAACGCAGGAUGCAGGCGACUAUAUAUGUCAACUUGGGGAUCAAGAAAAUCGUGAUCAAGUCCAUACGGUCGAAAUUUUAGUACCACCAACACUUCGUGCUUUGCCUCAUAAUGGUCAAGUAACAGCUCGGAAGGGCAGCACUGUCACUUUAGAGUGCAAAGCUUCGGGAAAUCCAGUGCCUACAAUUUACUGGUUUAAAAAAGAUGUAUUUUCGGGCCCUACUCAUCUAUCGGAUAGCUCAACUUUAAUAUUGGAAAACGUAGAUAGACAUCAUGCUGGAAUUUAUCAAUGUUCUGCUGACAAUGGUGUUAAGGAACGAGUUUCAAUGGAUAUACAGCUAACUAUUUUAUCUCCACCUGAAAUAACUGUGGAAAAGUCCUGGGUGCAUGCAGCGGAAGGUCAUGAUGUGGAGCUUGCAUGCAUAGUUCAUGGCGAUGUAAACUCUGAGAUGCUGUGGUAUCAAAACUCGUUUUUAUUAGAUCCUACGGACAGGAGGGCAAUGCAAGCAAUUGAUGAUAAAUAUACCUUAAUAAUCAAGAAAUUUCAGCCAUCUGAUUUUGGAAAUUACAGCUGCGUUGCCGAUAAUGCAUUGGGAAGAACGAAAAAAUAUAUUGAAGUUUCUGGUCGUCCGGGCCCAGCGAAUUUCAUAUCUCCCGCUUUAAGUGGAUACCUUGAUCAUUACAAUUUAACCUGGACUAUUGAAUCCUUACCUCCACUUGACGAAAUAAAACUUUUAUAUAGACGACUAUUGAUGAAUGAAACGUAUCAGCACCCAGGGAAAUGGCAUGAAAAUCAUAUAAAUCCAACGUUAAUCCGAUUUGAUAACACUCAUUUCAUUAUGUCACAUGUAAUAAAAAAUUUGGAGCAUAAUGCGGUAUAUGAGGCCAUUGUACAAGCUAAAAACAAAUAUGGGUGGAAUGAGAUUAGUGACAUUCAUCAGUUUUACACCAGAAAUCACGACCUACUUCUCGACCUAGAUAUGGAAUACAAAAUGGGAAUCUCCAAUGGGACAGGAUAUUCGUCUGUAUACAUUGUUUUAAAGGGGGUAGCAACUUACAAACUUUGUCAUAUAAUUGGAUAAAUGCCUAGUAAACAUUUUGUCGCCCAAGAAAAAUGUAGAACAUUGUAUAAUGGUCACUUUGAAUCGUUAUCUUAAACGUUGGAAGAGCUGGUGUCGGAUUUUCUAAAUUAUUUGAGACGAAUGUCCAAAUUAUUUAUGAAAUAGAUCUUUCUCAACAAACCAAAUUUUUCGAAAGGCAAAAAUUAUUAUUGGGUAAUGGUUAAUACUAUAACUACUUAGAGAGAUUAAACAAGCGUCAAAUAUUACGCAUAUGCAGUCAAGGUAGGAUGAAGGUAGGCAUUUGAAUAUACGCACACAUUUCCGCCCAAGGUGGAUCUUUUAGAGGUGGUAGUAGUAGGCCAGCUGAUUUGUUUUUUUUUUUCGCCGUGGACCUGCGGAUGUUAGCACAUAAUUGAAUUACGAAACGUAUUAUUUAUGGUACAUCCAAAUUUGUAAUUUCAUAAUUGAAAUUUUGUAAUGAAUAUAAAUUCAAAAGGAUUUUUAUAAAAAAAUUAAGUAAUGAGAAAUUGCGCAAUUUGUUUAAAAAAAGACAAGAGUAAUCAGAACGGUUGAAGAAGUUCAGAUCAUGCCAAACACAACUUAAAGGCAAUGAUUUCAUUUGUGGGGACCACUUUUCACGUGCCGAUAUAGUAUGCUCAGGUACAAAGUCCAAAUUACUGACAAACACCAUUCUAUCGUCCAUCGUAUGAUUCUAUUUCUAACUGCAUGCCGGCCUUUGAACGUAAUAUUCCCGGCGACAAAGGUUUCUAUUUUGCACAAUCAAUUUAAUGAGAAUGCUUGAUAAUAGCAUAUGUGUAUAUUUAUAAAUGGCAGGCAAUGCAAACAUCCGAGUGUAUUUCUGCCAUGAAAAAGUUCCUCAUAAAAAAUAUCUGCCGUUCGGAGUCGGCUUAAAACUGUAGGUACCUCCAUUUGUAAAACAACAUCAAGACGCACACCACAAAUAGGAGGAGAAGUUCGGCCAAAAAAGCUUGU